Molecule: messenger RNA, 1293 nt
Organism: Verticillium dahliae VdLs.17
Lineage: Eukaryota; Fungi; Ascomycota; Sordariomycetes; Glomerellales; Plectosphaerellaceae
Product: serine/threonine-protein phosphatase 2A activator 2
Exons: 1
Coding region: 1-1293 (430 amino acids)
Biological process (GO): mitotic spindle organization
Cellular component (GO): protein phosphatase type 2A complex; cytoplasm; nucleus
Molecular function (GO): peptidyl-prolyl cis-trans isomerase activity; protein tyrosine phosphatase activator activity
Source: RefSeq, a predicted model, not a curated record
AUGGCCUCAUCCGACGACGUUAUCCCACGGCCAGCCCCCGCCGUAGAGAUGGCGAAUAAGCAGAUUAGAACUCCAAUCCCCAAGCUCGAACCCCGUCGCCGGAGUGCUGCUCCCUCAAACCCCCUCCCUCGCCCAGAGACGCCCGCACUUCCGUCGCCGCCUGAUCUAUCAAACUUGUCGUUUGAGACUCCGUCUCGCAGGAUCCUGUCACCAAAGGACCAUGAGAUCUUCCUCGCCUCGCCGACCUAUGAGCUCAUACUUGCCUUUGUCUUUGGCUUGUCUGAAUCGGUUGUGGAUACUCCUACCUCCGCCGUCAACUUGGAGGAUGUCAACCCCCCUGUCAAAGUCAUCCUGAAUAUUCUCGAUCAUGUCGAAACCCUCUUGAGCCAGUCGCCACCCACAGAACAGGGCGGGUCACGAUUUGGCAACAAAGCGUUCCGAGACUUCCUCGACCUCAUCAAGGCGCAGGCGCCUGAAUGGCACACUGAGCUCGGUAUCGACUUACCCGGCGCCGGAGAGGAAGCUUCUACGUAUCUGUUACAAUCAUUCGGCAACAGGAUGCGUAUAGAUUACGGUUCUGGCCACGAGCUGAACUUCAUAGUCUGGUUGCUAUGCCUAUACCAGCUCCGCAUCCUCGGUCGCGCCGACUUCAGGACGCUUGUGCUCACCGUCUUUGGCAGAUAUCUGGAGGUCAUGCGGCGAGUCCAGUUGACUUAUUACCUUGAGCCAGCAGGUUCCCAUGGCGUAUGGGGUCUUGACGACUACCAGUUCCUCCCUUUCCUUUUCGGCGCAUCGCAACUGCUGCACCAUCCCUUCAUUACUCCCCUCGCCAUUCACCAGCAGCUGACCAUUGAGGAGUUUGCCUCAGACUACCUCUACCUCGGACAAGUCAACUUUGUCAACACGACAAAGACGGUCAAGGGGUUGCGGUGGCACAGCCCCAUGCUUGACGACAUAUCUGCCGCCAAGUCCUGGACGAAAAUCGAGGGAGGCAUGCGCCGCAUGUUUGUCGCCGAGGUGCUCCGUAAGCUGCCCGUGAUGCAGCACUUCCUCUUUGGUUCGCUCGUACCAGCCGAGGAGGGUAUGAGCACCGAGGAGGCCCUCGGCAUCGGGCACGAAGAAGAUGAGUCCGAAGGCGGCGAGCUGACACUUGAUGGGAAACCCAAGCACAAGCAUCAGCACGUCGGUUGGGGUGACUGUUGCGGUAUCAAAGUUCCCAGCAGCGUUGCCGCCGCCGAGGAGAUGAAGAAAAGGGGCUUAGGAGACACGCUGCGCAGGAUACCGUUCGAUUAG